AUGGCUGGAGGAGGAGGAGGAGGAGGCGGCGUCGGCGAAGGCCCGAGAGAGCUCGAUCAAACCCCGACAUGGGCCGUCUCCACUGUUUGUGGCGUUAUCAUCUUAAUAUCUAUUGUCCUAGAGCUAAUGAUUCACAAAAUCGGAACGUUGUUCGAGAGAAAAAGGAAGAAAGCAUUGUACGAAGCUCUUCAAAAGAUCAAAAACGAGCUGAUGGUUUUGGGAUUUAUAUCUCUGCUACUAACGUUCGGGCAAAACUACAUAGCGAGCAUAUGCAUUCCGGAGAAAUACGGUGGCGCAAUGUCCUUCUGUAGUCCGAACGAGGGUCCCAGUGGUCACGCUAAAAAUCCAAAGACCACCGAACACAUCGACAGACAUCUUCUCUCCUUUCAACGACGUAUUUUGGCUGAUGCUGCUCCUGCUAAGUGCAAGAAGGGCUAUGUACCGCUUAUAUCACUCAACGCGUUGCAUCAAGUGCAUAUUUUCAUCUUCUUCUUGGCUGUGUUUCAUGUCAUUUACAGUGCUAUCACUAUGAUGCUUGGAAGAGCAAAGAUUCGUGGAUGGAAAGUAUGGGAGGAAGAGGUUGUAAAUGACCAUGAAAUGAUGAACGACCCUGCAAGGUUUAGGCUCACACAUGAGACAUCAUUUGUUCGAGAGCAUGUCAAUCCUUGGGUCAAAAAUAGAUUCUCCUUCUACGUUAUGUGUUUCUUUCACCAGAUGAUAAGAUCUGUCAGAAAAUCUGAUUACUUGACGAUGCGUCAUGGGUUCAUUAGUGUCCAUUUGGCACCAGGGAUGAAGUUUAAUUUCCAAAAAUACAUCAAAAGGUCAUUAGAAGAUGACUUCAAGGUAGUAGUGGGAAUCAGACCAGAGCUAUGGGCCUUUGUAAUGAUCUUUUUACUAGUUGAUGUUCACGGGUGGUAUGUUACUGCUGUGAUCACCAUGAUUCCUCCAGUUUUGACAUUAGCGAUAGGAACCAAGCUUCAGGCCAUCAUCUCAGACAUGGCGUUGGAGAUUCAAGAGAGACACGCAGUGAUACAAGGGAUGCCACUUGUCAAUGUCUCUGACCGACAUUUUUGGUUUAGUCGUCCCCAAUUAGUCCUCCAUAUCAUUCACUUCAUUCUCUUCCAGAAUGCCUUUGAGAUCACCUACUUCUUCUGGAUAUGGAUGGGAUCAACGAUGAAGCGAUCGGUGUUUGAUGAUCAAACGUCAAAGGCAUUAAAGCAAUGGCAUAACAAAGCAAAGAAAAAGGGUGAGACGACGACACCGACGCCUAAUUUCCGACCUAAAGUCGGCGGUGAUAUUGAGUCUGCAACUCCGGCAAACAUUACGGCUAGUGUUGAUGUUAAGGAAGGAGAUCAGCCUCGUAAACCUGAGAAAAAUGAGUUGCCACUAGAAACCAGUCCGUACACAAAGUAUGAGGAUAUAGAAGAUUACAAGAAGAAUGCUUAUGGAACUACCGGUCACCAAGAUGUUAAGCCUGGCCAAGGCGGUGGCACAACCGACGCACCUACCCUCUCCGGCAGUGCUCCUGCCUCCGUCGUAGAUUCCGCUAAUCAGCAAGCAAAGAAAUGA
Messenger RNA from Microthlaspi erraticum, 1569 nucleotides. The record is from the annotation of a GenBank genome assembly. Lineage: Eukaryota; Viridiplantae; Streptophyta; Magnoliopsida; Brassicales; Brassicaceae.